Schizosaccharomyces osmophilus is the source of this 1653-nucleotide messenger RNA. It is a transcript of the gene set10, whose product is annotated as ribosomal lysine methyltransferase Set10. Lineage: Eukaryota; Fungi; Ascomycota; Schizosaccharomycetes; Schizosaccharomycetales; Schizosaccharomycetaceae. Gene Ontology annotation, biological process: peptidyl-lysine monomethylation. Gene Ontology annotation, cellular component: nucleus. The transcript has a single exon. Gene Ontology annotation, molecular function: protein-lysine N-methyltransferase activity. The record is from RefSeq and is a predicted model, not a curated record. Bases 1 to 1653 code for a protein of 550 amino acids.
AUGGAUAAAUUAUUUACAGAAGCCCACAGAAAUGGGUGCAAGCUAAAUGAGAAUGUAGACUUCGUUUCUGCCCAUGAUGAGCUUUCUGCUUACGGUGAAUUCGUAGCCACUGCAAAAGCUGAUAUUGAACCUAAUGAAGUACUUAUUUCCUGCCCAUUUGAGUAUGCCAUUACUUACGAAACGGCGUUAGCCUCUUUACAAUCAAUAAAUCCAGAUUUCAAAUCCUUGUCUCAAGAAAUAGUCCUUUAUACCUUUUUGGUUCUGGAAAGCCUCAAAACGUCGAAUAGCAAAUGGGCUGCGUACAUUGAGUAUCUCCCAAAAAGCUUCAAUACUCCCACAUAUUUUAACGAUGAGGAUAAGCAGUAUUUAAAAGCCACAAAUAUUGAAUUUGCUCUACAAGAUCGAUUGCAUAAUUGGCGACAUGCUUACGAAGAUGUCUUGAAAUUGGGAUCGUUCUCUACAAACCAAUUCACGUUUGAUCUUUUUAUCUGGGCUGCGACUGUGUUUACGUCAAGGUGCUUUUCUUCUAGCUUGAUUAACUCUCGUAUCAGUAAGGAAGACGCAAGUCCUAUACUUCUCCCGUUGAUCGAUAGCUUAAAUCAUAAGGCUAUGCAGCCAAUUCUUUGGAAGACGGAUGUUCGCGAUACUAUGUCAGUCCAGUUGGUCUCUCAAAACACUACUUCUAGAGGUCAGCAGAUUUUUAAUAAUUAUGGUCCUAAAGGAAAUGAAGAAUUGCUUUUAGGAUACGGAUUUUGUUUAGAGGACAAUGCGUUUGAUAAUGUUGCUCUUAGAGUAUCUGUUCACCCUGAUUUACCGUAUAGACAACAAAAAACGUCUGUUUUGCAACAGGACAACACAUUUGAGUUGAAUAAUUUAAUCUUCUUCUUCCAAAAAAAUGCAAAUUUCUCCGCAUAUGAGAAAGUCCUGCAAUGCCUUACUGUUGUUAGUGCAUCAUCAUUGGAGUUAAAGCGUAUCUUGGCCCAUCAAGCUAUGUUUGGUUUGUCUUCUUACAACUCGAGUCUGCGCGGUAAAAUCAAAUCAUUUGAGAUUUUGCUUAUGUACAUAAAUUCGCGUCUGCAGCUGCUUAUACAUAAUAAUCCAGACAAAAGUCCAACUAACAUACGCCAACAGUAUGCUAGCGUUUACAGAAAAGGUCAAAUAGAAAUUUUGGAACAAUCUUUAGAACAAGUGAAGAAUUUCAUGGAGGUAGAACUGAAAAAGGUAUAUCACCCACACCCUAAUUUAUUGCAGUACCUUGUUCUGAACUCCGUUUCUGUAUUUCUUCUUCAGCAUCCCAACUUUGCUCUACUUUCAAAAGUAAUCACAGAGCUUUAUGGAACGACGGAUGCGGAGUCUAUCGCUGCAAGUGAAGAACAAGAUAAUGUUGUACUCUUAAUAUGUUUGUAUUGUUUAUCUGCUCACGAAGCACUACCUUUUUCUAUUAAGAUGCUUCAAGAAGGGUAUCCUGCUUCAAGCACGGAGGAGGGUGACGAAGUCUUUGAAAUAUUUGAUGAAAUGAUAUUUCAAAGAUAUCCGGAUGUGUUUGGUAAUAAAAAAAUAUUUAAUAAGGAAAAUAUGUCAUGGGCAUUGCAGUUGAUAAAUGAAGAAUCUAUAGAUUUUUCCGGAUUUACAUUUGUCAUUGUCCAUGCUUAA